Cryptococcus wingfieldii CBS 7118 is the source of this 741-nucleotide messenger RNA. RefSeq lists its product as hypothetical. Bases 1 to 741 code for a protein of 246 amino acids. The transcript has 4 exons. NCBI's taxonomy places the organism in Eukaryota, Fungi, Basidiomycota, Tremellomycetes, Tremellales, Cryptococcaceae. The record is from RefSeq and is a predicted model, not a curated record.
AUGUCUGGAAGACUCGCAUCCCUCUCGACACCCAGCCGGUCAAGAAGCUCUCCUUCACCAUCUCCCUCGCCUGCCCCUGCGACUCCCUUGCGUCAAACGGAGACGACACACCACCGCAUGCUCAAGCUUGUCAUCACGGAAGUAAAGAAUGUUAUCAGAACAUGGGACGAAAUCAUAAUAUUGGAGGGAUAUAAAGCCGCGAAGGGGUGUAUAGACGAGACGACAGAGAUGGAUAAUCUGUUGGAUGUAGAAGAGAAGCCAGAAAGACCAGAAAUAGGACCUCACCUUUCAGAUCUAUACGGGCACAGAGUAGCUCUCCAAGCUGCCAUGGCCAAGCUGGAUAACAACCUUGGCAAGCUGAAUCAGCUCGCGGACCAGGCAGACAAGGUGCUACUAGGGGCAUGCUCUAGAGAGACUUCAGACUUUAUAUUCGUGGAGCCGCUCUGGCUUACAUGGACUCUUGAACAUUUCGUCAAUUCCAUAUCAUCCCUAAUACCUCUCCACACAUCCCACCUCGCCGAACUCACCAUCAUAACCACCACCAUACUCGACCCCGCCACCUCCUUCGACGACGCCAAGUACAGCAUUGAAGCAUGGCGAGACCUGGCGAGUGGUGGUGAACGGUGGGAUGGAGUGAGAGAGUGGGAAGAUCUGGUCGAGUUGGAGCUCACUCGGGGAGAGUUGGUUGAAGAGGACGAGGAUGAGGAUGAUUUCAAGAAGAAGGGGAAGAAGAGACGGUAA